This is a messenger RNA of Rhipicephalus sanguineus (brown dog tick), 1713 nucleotides long. Its product is annotated as ADP-ribosylhydrolase ARH3. The transcript has 12 exons. NCBI's taxonomy places the organism in Eukaryota, Metazoa, Arthropoda, Arachnida, Ixodida, Ixodidae. The record is from RefSeq and is a predicted model, not a curated record. The coding region runs from base 180 to 1709 and encodes 509 amino acids. Gene Ontology annotation, cellular component: nucleus; mitochondrion.
CUGUGGGCACUGUGGGUGUGUGUGGUGCGCGCGCUGAAGGCUCGAAUUACUGAAACCGAUACGCAAGCGCGCUCGUGGACGAUAGGCGCUACAAUUUGAAAGGCUGCUGCUUUAGGGCGUUGUCACUUAUCAUUCAGCUGAAGGUCCACAAAACGUAUGAAAUAAAAAAAAAGCUUGCAAUGUCAUCAAAUUGUGAAAGGAAGACUGGCAGGGGCAGAGGCAGGACUCCUCAGAGAGCCACAAGUGAUGGAUUUCGUAACGCAGAUGUGCCUUAUGGGAAGGCAUCUCAAGUUACUUGGAAUAAUGUUGAACAGAAAACAGGAACUUGGAACGGGGACGUAUUGCUUGCAAACAGUCCUGUGCCUCACACCUCUUGCACCAAGGAAGAAGAGCUGAGGAUGCCUCGAAAAACUAAGAGUGAUGGAUGGAAAAGAGAAAUGCCAAGUAAGAGGGCAGUUCUUGAAGGCAGCAGUCCUCUGUCACAUACUUGUCUCGUGGAGAAUGAGCUGAUAAAGCCUAGAAAAGCUGGGAGUGAUGGAUGGAGAGGGAAAAUGCCACAUAAUAAAGCUGUGCUUGAAGACAACCGACGUCCUUUUCCUAUAUGCAUCAAUGAUCUCUUGAACGUAUCUGUUGGGCUGAAAGCAAAGUACCAAGGUUGCAUGGUAGGGGCCCUGAUUGGGGAUUGUCUUGGCUCACCAUUUGAACACCUUCCCAAUCGCCAUGUGUUGUCGACAUCACAGCUUCGGUACUUUCUCUGGCGUAUCCGGAGAAGGUCAGUCAAGGCAGAUGACAAUGCAGGUCGGAGGUUUACGGCAGACCCAGGUCAUGAAUUUGGUGGCUACUACAAAUACACAGACGACACUGCAAUGACUCAUGCUCUUGCAGCAUCACUAUUAGACUGUGGUGGUUUUGAUCCUACUGUAGUCGCACAAAGGUUCACUGAAGAGUUCUAUGGUAACAAAGAUGUGAAAGGUGAAUACGGUCCUAAAGUCAGGAAUGUGUUUGCUGCACUUGCCAAAACAAGGUAUGAAGAUGUUUGGACACCUGCUAAAGAGCAGUUUGAUGGUACUGGCUCCUUUGGAAAUGGGGCUGCCAUGCGGGUUGCACCUGUAUCAUUGUACUAUUAUGAGGAUGAGGACAAGGCAAUUCAGGUAGCACAGAAGCAAAGCAAGCUGACACAUGCUCAUCCUCUGGGAUACAAUGGAGCAGCACUAAUAUGCUUGGCCGUUCAGCUAGCACUUUCAUUAGACCCAUCACAGCAGCUGGAUGUUGAAGGAUUUCUUGACACCUUGAAGUUAAAGAUGGAGAAAAUCGAACAUAAAGGAGACUGUUUCUACAGUAAACAGCUUGAAACCAUGAAAAAAAUGCUGCUGAACACCUACGAGGAUGCUCGACCAGAGAGCGUUGCCGCCGUAUUAGGCAACGAGAUCACCGCGGAUCGUUCUGUGCCAGCAGCCCUGUAUGCAUUCCUUCGUAGUGCACGGCCGUUGACUGGUUACAAGACAUCCAAUGGCUUUGUUCGAGCCCUGUUCUUUGCCAUAUCAAUGGGUGGAGACACUGACACUAUCGCUACCAUGACUGGCAGUAUUGCUGGGGCAUACUAUGGCAUCUUCAGAGUUCCAACAACCAUGCAGGGCUACUGCCAGGCAGAAGAACAUGCAACGUGUUUGGGCAACAGACUACUAAUGGAGCGAUCGCGGCCAAAGUGAAGGA